Molecule: messenger RNA, 1789 nt
Organism: Rhododendron vialii
Lineage: Eukaryota; Viridiplantae; Streptophyta; Magnoliopsida; Ericales; Ericaceae
Exons: 1
Coding region: 115-1221 (368 amino acids)
Source: RefSeq, a predicted model, not a curated record
UCUCUCUAUCUCGACCCUUCCUUAAAACCCCAUCAUAGGGCUCUCCCAAUCCUCCGAAAACCCUAACUAACCUCAAAAACCAAACCAAACCAACACCUAAAACCAUAAGGGGAAAUGACCAAAUCCAACCACAGCCAUUCUUCUCCUCUACCCUCCUGCUUCCGCCCUCCCACCACCACCACCACCAACCACCACUCCAUGACGGCGGCGCCACCACCCACCUCCACCUCUCCCAACCUCACCACCUCCGUCUACCACACCGACUUAGGCCUCUUCGCCCUCACCUGGUCCCGCACCGCCCUCGGUCGCUCCCUCCACCUCCACCUCCUCCUCAACAACAACAACAACAACAACCCUUCCUCAAACCUCACUCUCUCUCCUCCCUCUUCCACCCCAUCUUUCCACCUCCACAUCAAACCCUUCAUUUUCUGGAACAAACAAGGAUCCAAAAAGCUCAAGAUGACCAACACAACCACCACCCCCAAAACAGUCCACGUCUUCUGGGACCUAUCCAAAGCCAAAUUCGGGUCCCGACCCGAGCCCCAAUCCGGGUACUACAUAGCCGCCGUGGUCGACGGCGAAAUGACCCUCCUCGCCGGCGACUCUCCGGCCGAAGCCUAUACCAAGACACGAGCUCAUGAGAAUCCCAAGAAAUCCCAACUCAUGGUCCUGAGAAGAGAGCACGUGUACGGGGACAAACUGUACACCACGAAAGCCGAUUUCGGAGGCAAGAGCAGAGACAUCUCCAUCGAUUUUUCCAGAGCAGGCGACGACUGGAGGCUCUAUUUCAGCGUGGACAACAAAAGGGUAUUGAAAAUCAAGCACUUGAAGUGGAAAUUCAGGGGAAACGAGCGAGUCGAGGUCGACGGGGCACACGUGAAUGUCUCAUGGGACGUCUACAACUGGUUGUUCGAAGAAGAUGACAAUGGGUUCGCUCUUUUUAUGUUCAGGUUCGACGAGGAGAGAGAUCACGGAGUUGGGUAUUUGAAUGAGAGAAAUGGAGGGCUGUUUUGGUCGCAGCAGUCGUCGUGUGGGUUCGGGUUUGAGAAGAAGAAGAUGAAGAAGAGCUUGUUGAGAGGGACUAGAAGCUCGUCGUCUUCGUCUUCUCUGUCUUCAGCUUCUUCUGGGUGUGGUUCUGUUAUGGAGUGGGAGAGCGUUGAGGAGAAUGAACUGAAAGAUCCUUCUGGUUUCUCUCUCCUCGUCUAUGCUUGGAAGAGAUGAUGAUGUUGGAGUCAAUUUCGGGUGUUCGGAUUAACUUACACAUGUUCACUAAUUUUUUUUCGGUUCGAUCAAAAGCAGGUUAUCCAAGCCGAGACCAGUAAAAUUCAGAAAAAACCUUUCUUACCGCCCAGAACUCAAGAAUCAUGCCCUGGUCAAUUAUGGGGAAUCAAAUUACAUCAUUUCUCUCCUCUGGUUUUUUGGAAUUGGGUAAUUAUGCUCUGUUCUAUUUGGUUUUCUCUGACAGUUUGACUAACCCAUUUGUUGGUGAACAUAAACAUAAGAAAUCAAUGUACAAGAUAAGUAGAUAGUAGGAGAUCUAAAUUGUAGAUUCUGACUUCUUCUUCUUCUUUUUUGUGUUCAUUAUUCAUUAUUGUGAUGUGCCCCUGAGAAAAUGGAAAGGAAAGGCUAGGGAAAAAGGCAAGGAAGAGGAAGAGAAAAUGUCUUCUUUGUCUUGUUGGUCAAAUUACAGAGUUAGGUCUUGGAUUGAAAAUAGGGAUUGUUGUGUAAUUUCAAUUCAAUGUUGUGAAACAGUUCCAAAAGGUAUAUGAUAUGAUAUUAGUAUACAAAA